GCUGAAGCGCGCUUGAUCCUCGCAAAUCCCUCCUUGGCAUUUGGCAUUUACGUCGUUAGCACUGCAGCACAAACCCGCAGCUUCGACGUUUUGGUCGUGUGAAUGGAAUCAUUGCUUCGUGCGUCUGCCUAUAGGCCACUUCACUCAUUCACAGUCAGGACUUCGGUUGAUUGUCCUUCCAUCAACGACGAAGUUGUCCUUCAUUACAUGGUCCAAUGCGCUCAGGCAGUGCCAUCGGCUCGUAUUAAUCUCCCAACUCUUGUUUCGAAACUAUAACGACAAACGGAACGAUCCGACUCGAAAGCACGAUCUUGUAUUGAGCCCUCGAGGCUAAGAAACGUUUGAGGAGUCAAGAUGCCUUCGAUAUUGUCCGACGAAGAUAAGGAAACGGUCAAGCGGCAGGUUCCUAAGGCUACGAACAAGAUACAGGCGGUGGCCGUUGCUAGACUCUAUAUCGCAUACCCUAAUCGCAGCAGAUGGACUUACACUGGUCUGCAAGGUGCGGCUGUCCUUGCGAACGAUCUCGUGGGUAAUACGUACUGGUUGAAGCUCGUCGAUGUUUCGCCUGCGAAUCGAGGAGUAAUAUGGGACCAAGAGAUCUACGAUACUUGGUCUUAUAAUCAGGACAGGACGUUUUUCCAUACUUUCGAGACUGAGGAAUGUCUAGCUGGGUUAUCGUUCGUAGACGAGAAGGAGGCCAAGCAGUUUCUCAAGAAGAUGAACGAUCGAGAGAAGAAUGCUAGCAAGAUGACAAAGUCAAAUCCAUUUGGUGGUUCAGCUCCUCAGCAAGGACAUAGGCACGGUUUACUGGGAGGUUUCUUUGGCGGACAUCGACACUCAUCUGCUCCAUCCAUUCAACCUACCCCACCCGAUUCGCCGAGCUAUGUCCUUCCUCCUGCGAAUAAUCAUCGGAUGUCAGGUGGCAGUAUCAAUGGUGGAAGAUCUCAAUUUGCUGCACUCGAUGCCAUCGAUGCGAAUUGGAGGGAGACCUGGGGAGAUGACUUGAAGCAAAUGGGAAUCACGGAUGAUUUGAUUCGGGACAACCAGGACUUCAUUGCAGAUUAUAUCAGACAACAACAAGCUGCACAGAACCUUUCAUCUCCAAAUGGAAUAGAGAAUCAACGGGUCAAAGCACCACCCCCACCUCCGCCUCCAGCAGGUCCAACGAGGACUAGAUCCGAAAGCCCUCAGCAGGUCCCAUCGGGACGUGGCAGAGGUGCUCCCCCGGCACCACCUCCAGCAAGACGAUCUGCAGCGAAAGCCGAACCUCCUCGAGAGCCAACGCCUCCACGAGAACCUUCCCCGCCUCGAGGACCACCUCCACCAAGAUUUGCUGCUCCCCCACCAUUACCAGAUGCAGGAAAGUUUGCAAAUAUCGACAGAGCUCCUGCUAGAAAUCAUGCUUCAUCAUUAUCCAACCCAGGUCCGCCUCCUCCUCCAAGACCUCCGAAGACUCCAAACGAGGAAUAUGAGCCUGGGGAGUCGGGAUCAAAAUUUGGUGUACCUCCUCCGUUCUUAGGACCAAGGAAGACAAACCCGCCUCCAACACCCUCUCGAGGAGCCGUCCCACCACCUCCUCCUGCCCGAGAUACUUCGAACUCUUAUUCUCAUGCGGUACCUCCAAGCGGAUUGCCUCCGCCUCCAUUGCCUCCGAAGACACCCUCAGCGCCUACAUCCUAUGCUCCUCCUCUACCGCCUGCAUCAAGUCGGCCAGUUCCUCCACCUCCUUCGAGAGAUUCCGGGCCCCCGCCACCUCCUCCUUUGCCGCAAUCAAGUGCACCUCCUCCCCCGCCAUUACCUCAGUCCAGUGCACCCCCACCUCCGCCUCUCCCCCAAUCAAAUGCUCCUCCCCCACCUCCUCCUCCGCCAAUGCCGUCUUCCAAUGGCCCUCCCGCUCCUCCACCACCCCCACCAUCUUUUGGAGGACCACCUGCUCCUCCUCCCCCACCACCAAACCGAGAUUCAGGCUAUCAAUCAGGUGUACCAGCCAUACCAGCUCCCACAGGCGAGCGAGCAGACUUAUUGGCUGGUAUUCAAAAGGCUGGUGGAAUCGGAGCUCUUAAGAAAGUCGACAAGAGUUUGGUCAGGGAUAGAAGUGCAGCUAUAGUUCCUGGCGGUGCUGACACAGGACCUGCUGGUAGCGGAUUGCCUCCUGCUGGGGCAUCUGGUGGUGGAGGCGGUGGGUUGGCUGAUGCUUUAGCGGCUGCUUUGAACAAGCGGAAGCAGAAAGUCAGUGCUAGUGAUGAUGAAGGAGACAACGAUGAUUGGGAUUAGAAAAAGGUUUAUAUUCUGAUGAAGACCUUUUGGUGCAAGCGGC
Messenger RNA from Mollisia scopiformis, 2317 nucleotides. RefSeq names its product WH1-domain-containing protein. The transcript has 3 exons. The record is from RefSeq and is a predicted model, not a curated record. NCBI's taxonomy places the organism in Eukaryota, Fungi, Ascomycota, Leotiomycetes, Helotiales, Mollisiaceae. Bases 355 to 2274 code for a protein of 639 amino acids. Gene Ontology annotation, molecular function: actin binding.